CGUCACCGCCUCACGGCUCACACAGAGCCGAACAUGGCAGAAGCCGCCUCUCCAUCCAUUUCUCUCUCUAAAACUCAAACUACAAAAAAGAAAUAUCUGAAACCCUAGCUUUUGCUUUUUUCCUUUUAUGCUUUUUUUUUUUUUUUUUUUGGGUUCAGUUGCUUGUGGUGGAAGCGUCGAAUCCGAGUGUGAUCUAAGUCCGUGAAAUGCGUGUUUGGACAAGUAGAGUGGGAGAGAGUUUGAUCGUCAACGGGCCUCAUUGAUGAAGCCGAUUCGUCGGUGCUUGAGGAUUCUCAUCCUCGCUCUGCUCUCUGUCACUGUAUUCGCUCCCAUCGUUUUCUUCUCCAACAGGCUCAAACAUCUCUCUCAAAUCGGACGGAAAGAAUUUGUUCAGGACUUAUCAAAUAUUAAAUAUAGGGCAGAUGCUGCUUUGAAACUUAACGCCAUCGAGCAGGAAUCAGGUGAAGAUUUGAAAGAGCCAAAACAAGUUGUUUAUGAAGAUAGGUAUUUGGGUUCUGUAGCUAGUUAUAGUUCUAAUAAGAAUCGGGAUAUUCAUGAAUCCGAAAAUGCUGGAGACACAGCUAAGAUUUUGGAGAGAAAUGUUUCAGAAACUAAUCAUGAAAGAACAGAAUCUCAGCAAUUACAGCAGAGAGAAAUAUCUUCCACGGAUGGGGAAGUGGAACAUUCUAACCAAACAACAGUUGAACAUGAUCAUAAUGCACACUCUCAGCAUUGGAGAAUAACCGAUGAGAAGAUUACAGAGAUGAAAGAUGGAACAAGAGUUUGGCUUGAUCAGAAUCUACGCUCUCACUCACGGAAAGUGACAAAUGAGAUAGUAACGGAGAUGAAAGAUCAGGUGAUUAGAGCCAAAGCAUACUUGAGUUUCACACCACCAGGCAGCAACUCCCACUUCGUGAAAGAGUUGAAACAGAGGAUUAGAGAGGUGGAACGAGCAGUUGGUCAAGCCACCAAGGAUUCAAAUCUGUCAAGGAGUUCUUUGCAGAAAAUGAGAGGCAUGGAGGCCACGUUGUUGAAAGCUAGCCAUGUGUUCCCCGACUGUUCUGAUAUGGCCACGAAACUCCGUUCAAUGACUCAUAAUACCGAAGAACUAGUUCAGUCACAGAGGAAUCAAGCAGCACAUCUUGUUCGCCUUGCUGCAAGGACGACCCCAAAAGGCCUUCACUGCCUUUCUAUGCGGCUGACUGCUGACUACUUUGCCCUGCAGCCUGAGGAGAGGCUGCUCCCUAACCAGCAAAAGUUGCAAGAUACAGAGCUAUAUCAUUAUGCUGUCUUCUCUGACAAUGUUCUGGCUUGUGCAGUUGUUGUGAACUCCACUAUCUCCACUGCUAUGGACUCAGAGAGAAUUGUUUUUCAUGUGGUCACUGAUUCUCUCAAUCUUCCAGCAAUCUCAAUGUGGUUCUUGUUGAAUCCUCCUGGCAAAGCCACCAUCCAGAUCCAGAGCAUAGACAAUUUUGAAUGGUUGUCCACCAAGUAUAAUACGACAUUGAAGAAGCAAAGUGCCGUUGACCCAAGAUAUAUUUCGGAACUGAACCAGCUCCGUUUCUAUCUGCUAGAUGUCUUCCCUGCACUAGAUAAGAUUGUGCUUUUUGACCAUGAUGUGGUGGUGCAAAGGGACCUAACUGGACUAUGGAGGAUUAAUAUGAAGGGGAAAGUAAAUGGAGCUGUUGAGACUUGUCAUGAAAAUGAAGCUCUAUCCCGUCGGAUGGAUUUGCUCAUCAACUUUUCAGACCCACUUGUUGCAAAGAGGUUUGAUGUCAAUGCAUGCACUUGGGCAUUUGGGAUGAAUUUCUUUGAUCUGCAAGAGUGGAGACGACAAAAUUUAACUGAUGUCUACCAUAAAUACUUGCAAUUGGGUAAUAAGAGGCCAUUGUGGAAGGCUGGUAGUCUGCCCCUAGGUUGGAUUACCUUCUAUAACCAGACAAUGGCUUUGGACCGGCGAUGGCAUGUCCUAGGGCUGGGUUAUGACUUGGCUGUCAAACGAGGUGACAUCGAGCGGGCAGCUGUGAUACACUAUGACGGGGUUAUGAAGCCAUGGUUGGACAUUGCGAUUGGGAAGUAUAAGGAUUACUGGAGCCAGUAUGUCCAGUAUGACCACCCAUAUCUGCAACAGUGCAAUAUCCAUGAGUAGGCAAAUUACUGCAUACGAUAGUGUUAUACACUGAUAAGUUCCACUAAUUGCUUCUUGUUCUAGGAUCUGCACGUGGUCUUCACACGAUUCUUUUGUUUUAUUAGCAAUUCUUCAUGUAAAGGUCAACUCAUUUUUUUGGCCAAAAUUUUCCGGCAGCAAUCUUCUAGGAGUUUUGAGUCCAUUAGUAGCAAUAUUUGAAGUAAAAUAAGAGUCCCUGGGGGAUGUAGUAAUGGUGGUUACUUCUUGCAUGUACAUACAUAACAUAAUUGAGAUUCUCUAUUUGAUUUCAAA
Molecule: messenger RNA, 2440 nt
Organism: Alnus glutinosa
Lineage: Eukaryota; Viridiplantae; Streptophyta; Magnoliopsida; Fagales; Betulaceae
Product: probable galacturonosyltransferase 6
Exons: 9
Coding region: 263-2149 (628 amino acids)
Molecular function (GO): polygalacturonate 4-alpha-galacturonosyltransferase activity
Source: RefSeq, a predicted model, not a curated record